GAUGUGACAGUAUGACGCUGACAUCAGGUCAGUGGCUUGGCUUGCCCGCUGUUACUGCUGUCACUCUUUACAGACAUGAAGAUCCAGCACUGUCUCUGGCAGCAGGUUUGACUUCCAGCCAGCCUGUGGAGAAGCUGCGAGCACUGCCUCUUUGGCUCUCCCUGCAGCAUCUUGGUCAUAAUGGCAUUCUGCAGAAGAUCAGUCACGCCACAUCCCUGAGCCAGCAACUCCUGCUGAAGCUGAAAUCUGUGGCUUCUAUUAAAACCUUGGUGGAAGAUGAAGAAAACUCUCCUGUUGUGCUGUUUAGGUUUUACCAGGAAAUGAAUGCUGGUAAAGGGUCGAGUGUGGGGUCAGAGGAUGGCUUCAGUCCUGGAGAAAAAAAACUUCUAGAUACCUUCAACAGAUGGUUGGGUGAACAGCUGGCACAUCUGGUUCCCACCAGUGGAGUAGAUGUUGUGGAGCUUGAAGACGAAGGGACCUGUGUUCGUUUCAGCCCCCUCGUUACUGCUGCAGUUCUGGGCACCCAACAGAAGGAUGUUGAGGACUUGUUGGUGAAGCUCGUGGAGCUGGUUCCAACAAUGCAUUCUACAAUGAAUUUAAGACAUGACUUCAGAGAGGAGACCCACUGCCAUUCACCUUCACUAAGAUACAUGGAGGAGCUUAGCUGGCCGGGACUAGGAGUUGUCCGGUACGAGCCACAGGUUGAAGGAAUGGAUGAGAGCAGGAUGAAGCAGGAGCUGGAGAGCAUGAACAAUGAGCUGCUGAAGAAACUGCAAGAACUUGACACUGACAUCGUCUUCUCCACAGGCCCAGAGUUUGUGUCAGAAGAGAACUGCAUCUUUGUAGGCAUGGUGACCAAGGACCUUGAUGUGUCAGAGCUGGCUAGUACAAUCACUUCCCUGGGGAGGGAAAUUGAGGAAAGUGGAAGGCUGUUUGAGAACAUGACGGAGCGGGUGAGGAAAGGCAUUCUGGAGGCAGAGCUGCAGCUGCAGAAGGACAACGAGGACAAACUCAUGGAGGAGGGGAUGCUGAGGCAGCUUCCUCUGGUGGGUUCUGUGUUGAACUGGUUCUCUCCAGUCCAAAGCUCCAUCAAGGGCAGGACGUUCAACCUCGCAGCAGGUUCUUUGGAUUCCACAGAUGUGAUGUUCUCCACCAAGGCUCAAGAGGGCACAACGACUUUGCAGGACCCCCCCACAGUCACGUCCAAAAAACUGCCAGGUCAGAAGUUGUUCCGACGCUCAGGAGGCGGCUCUGACUUCGUUAAUGAAACCAGCUCCAUGGGACAAACCGAGGAGACAUCCAGGGAGGACAGCACCUCAGUGAGCACCACGACAGACCCUUCCACAUCUCCACCAGUGCCUGAGACACCUCACCCCUCUGCCAGUGAUGGGACAGCGCAGAACAUCUCUGAGACAUGGCAGCAGGUGGAGACUGAAGGCCAAGAGGUGGAACAGAGUGGGAGAUAGGACGUCUCCCCGCUGCAGGUGUCCUCCGUCCACUCCGUGUAGCCAGCCUGAAUCAGACGUGUCUUAUAUUUUGAAAAAUGUUUGGUAAUUUGAAGAGGAACGUUAAAGGCUGUUUGUUUUGGUCUUCUGGUUUCAGGAUGAUAAAUCUGAUCACUGCAGACUGAGUUCAGUGCGUUUCUACUUGUAAUAA
Messenger RNA from Nematolebias whitei (Rio pearlfish), 1656 nucleotides. It is a transcript of the gene pdxdc1, whose product is annotated as pyridoxal-dependent decarboxylase domain containing 1. Gene Ontology annotation, cellular component: intracellular membrane-bounded organelle. Lineage: Eukaryota; Metazoa; Chordata; Actinopteri; Cyprinodontiformes; Rivulidae. The record is from RefSeq and is a predicted model, not a curated record. The transcript has 13 exons. Bases 12 to 1466 code for a protein of 484 amino acids.